Hippocampus zosterae (dwarf seahorse) is the source of this 2917-nucleotide messenger RNA. It is a transcript of the gene slc9a5, whose product is annotated as solute carrier family 9 member A5. Lineage: Eukaryota; Metazoa; Chordata; Actinopteri; Syngnathiformes; Syngnathidae. Gene Ontology annotation, cellular component: membrane. The transcript has 16 exons. The record is from RefSeq and is a predicted model, not a curated record. Bases 1 to 2634 code for a protein of 877 amino acids. Gene Ontology annotation, biological process: regulation of pH; proton transmembrane transport; sodium ion transport. Gene Ontology annotation, molecular function: sodium:proton antiporter activity.
AUGCCUGCGCUGGUGCCCGUGCGCGUCACAGCGCUGCUGCUGCUGCCGCUGCUGCUGCCGGCGGCGCUCGUGGCUUCCGGAGCCGAGGAGCAUCGGGACCACGGCGGCGGCGGGUACCGCGUGGUCCAGUGGGAGUGGACGUACGUGCAGACCCCGUACGUCAUCGCCGUCUGGCUCCUGGUGGCCAGCGUCGCCAAGAUCCUGUUCCACCUGUCGCAGCGCUUCACCGCGGUGGUCCCCGAGAGCUGCCUGCUGAUCCUGCUGGGCCUGGCGCUGGGCGGCUUGGUUCUGCUGGCCAACGACAAGCAGCCGUACCAGCUGGAGCCUGCCCUCUUCUUCCUCUUCCUGCUGCCCACCAUCGUGGGCGACGCCGGCUACUUCAUGCCCGCCCGCCUCUUCUUCGACAACCUGGGCGCCAUCCUCACCUACGCCGUGGCGGGCACGCUGUGGAACGCUUUCUGCACGGGCUUUGCGCUUCACGCCGCCAGCCUGGCGGGACUCAUCGACGGGCGCGUGCAGGCGGGCCUGAUGGACUUCCUGCUGUUCGGAGCGCUGAUCUCGGCCGUGGACCCGGUGGCCGUGUUGGCCGUCUUCGAGGAGGUUCACGUCAACGACACGCUCUUCAUCAUCGUCUUCGGGGAGUCGCUGCUCAAUGACGCCGUCACCGUGGUGCUGUACAAGGUUUACAUUUCCUUUGUGGAAGUCGGAGCGGAGAACGUGCGGACGGCCGACUACUUCAAAGGGAUCGCCUCCUUCCUGGUGGUCAGCGUGGGCGGGACCUUGGUGGGGCUGCUCUUUGCCGUCCUCCUGGGCUUCGUCACGCGCUUCACCAAAAAGGUUCGCAUCAUCGAGCCGCUCUUCGUCUUCCUGAUGGUCUACCUGGCGUACCUCACCGCCGAGCUCUUCUCGCUGUCCGCCAUCUUGUCAAUGACGUUCUGCGGCAUCGGCGCCAACAAGUACGUGGAGGCCAACAUCUCGCAGAAGUCUCGCACCACCGUCAAGUACACCAUGAAAACCUUGGCCAGCAUCGCCGAGACCCUCAUCUUCAUCUUCCUCGGCAUCUCGGCCGUCGACAAGUCCAAGUGGGCCUGGGACACGGGCUUGGUCGCCUGCACCCUCGUCUUCAUCUUCAUCUUCAGAGCCGUGGGUGUGGUGGGUCAGACCUGGGUCCUGAACCGCUUCCGUCUGGUCCCGCUGGAAAAGAUCGACCAGGUGGUGAUGUCCUACGGCGGCCUGCGGGGGGCGGUGGCCUUCGCGCUGGUGGUCCUGCUGGACGGCGAACGCGUCAAGGCCAAAGACUACUUUGUGGCCACCACCAUCGUGGUGGUCUUCUUCACCGUCAUGUUCCAGGGCUUGACCAUCAAACCGCUGGUCAAGUGGCUGAAGGUCCCUCGCUCCACCAGCAGGAAGCCCACCAUCAACGAGGAGAUACACGAGAGGGCCUUCGACCACAUCCUGACGGCGGUGGAGGACAUCGCGGGCCUUCAGGGCUAUCACCACUGGCGGGACAAAUGGGAGCAGUUUGACAAGAAUCACCUGAGCAAGCUCCUGCUGCGCAAGUCGGCGUACGGGAAGAGCGAGCUGUGGGAGGCCUACCAGAAGAUCAACAUCCGAGACGCCAUCAGCCUCAUCGACCAGGGCGGAAAUGUUUUGACUUUGGCCAGACUGUCGCUGCCCUCCGUGAGCGGCGGGGCCUCCUUCCCGGACGCCUCCAACGUCACCAACUACCUGCGCGAGAACGGCAGCGGCGUAUGUUUGGACCUUCAGGUCAUGGAUAACGUUCCGGGCGGCAAGGUGGAGGAGAGCAUGGAGACUCAUCAUUUCCUGGCCGAAAACCUCUACAAACCCAGGCGGCGGUACCAGUCGCACUACAGUCGCCACUUCAUGCCGGCGGGCGAGAAGGAGCGUCAAGAUCGCGAGGUUUUCCAGAGGAACAUGAAGAGCCGCAUGGAGACCUUCAAGUCGGCGCGGUCAAGGCGGCACAAGAAGAAGCGGCGAGGUUCCGACGCCAAAGACGACGCCGGGGACAAAGCCAGAAUGAACCUGGACCGGCGGGACCCAGACCCCGUGGUGGUUCCUCUGGGAUCAGAUGAAGAUGAGGAUCAAGGCGAGCGUCCAGCCCCCGACAAGGAUGACGAUGUCGGGAUCACUUUCAUUGCCGCCAAAGCGCAAACUCCCAAACGCCGUCCACUUUCAGCGGCGGCCGGCGGGGACGCUCAGCUCCCGUGGGAGGGCGGCGGCGCGCUGUGGCCGCCGCCCUGCGUGUCCCUGGAGGCCACCAAGGUGAUCCCGGUGGACCUCCGGCAGGCGUGGAACCAAAGCAUCUCUUCGCUGGAGAGCGUGGCCGAGCCCGUCCGCCCCGGCGCGGGAGCCCCGUCCCGGCGGGCGGCCCCCCCCCGCCCCGUCUCCUGCGCGCCGCCGGCCGGCGCCGCGCCGGCGCGCGUCCCGCCGGAGAAGAGCGAGGAGGACGAGGAGGAGGACGAGAUGAGGCCGCUCGUGCCGUCGCUGAGAGCGGCCGCGCCGGCCGCCGCCUCGGGCGGGCGCAUGAAGCCUCGCGUGUACCUGAGGAGCCUGGUGACGGCGCCCCCGCCCGGCGGCGAGGAGGCGCGCGGCCGAGGCCACGCCCAGCCGUAACCCCAAACCCGCGCGCGCCUUGAUCGGUCUUUGCCGUGUGUCGAAUUGCGCCCGUUUGCUCGGAUUUGGCCUCCGCUCCCGUAUGACAUGAUUAUUAUUAUUAUUUUAAUCCAGCAUUGAUCAAAAGGCGAUUUUCAGUGGUGGAAUAAGAAGUGGAAAGCAGACUUUGUCAUGUAGGGGGGGGGGGGGGCGUGUCGUCACGUCGGGCGCCGUUUUGCAAUUACCAUUCCAAGGUCCUCCGCCCAUGUAUUUUUGAACAAACAAUAAAAUAAUGACGCUCCGA